UGAGGGGAGAGGGGGCUGCUUUCAGUAACACUCUUCUCUAUGUUAGGGCGAAAACAGCUGCAUAUCUAUGCACUACCUGAAGAGUUUUUAUUCGCUCGCAUUAUAGAAAAAAAAACAUAGAUGCGUUUUCUGUUGUAAUCUGGCUCUCACAGGGGAUAGAAAUUAUUCAAACCACGGUAAGAUCGGCUUUAGCUGGUCGGUUAAGGUAGAGCUUGUUAGCUAGUUUACAUUAGCCAGCAGCUACCAAUAGAUUUACGGCUUAUAUCCGAGCUUGUCCUGUCAGGUAGAUCAACUGAAGCCCGAGCUGCUCUUCAGCCACGAUGUGUUUGUCAGUCAAUCAAUUUAUAAGUUCUGACAUUUGUAAAUAAGUUGUCUUUUUUGUUUUGGGGCACACACCAACACAACCUUUGUUUGGUUUAUGCGCAGCCCGGCUGGUUUGGCCUGUUUCAUUGUCUCCGAACACUGAAGCUGUGUUUUUUUUUUCUUCCUCUGGGUUGUUCACUGAGGUUAGUUUAGCAGAGUCCAGGUACACAAAGCUGCCCGCACUCGACCCCAGAUCAUCUUAAAGGCUACGUGGUGCACAAUGGCGCAACAUGACUCCUCUCAUGUAGCCAGUUCACAGAAAGCACUCAUGUUGGAAAUGAAGAGCCUUCAGGAGCAGCCUGUGGAGGGAUUCAAAAUAACACUGGUGGACGAGGCUGACAUGUACAACUGGGAAGUGGCCAUUUUCGGACCCCCAAACACUCACUAUGAAGGGGGGUAUUUUAAGGCUCGGAUCAAGUUCCCCAUAGAUUACCCAUACUCCCCACCUGCCUUCCGAUUCCUCACCAAGAUGUGGCACCCAAACAUCUACGAGAACGGAGAUGUGUGUAUCUCCAUAUUGCAUCCUCCAGUGGACGACCCGCAGAGUGGAGAGCUGCCUUCAGAGAGAUGGAAUCCCACCCAGAAUGUCCGCACCAUUUUGCUGAGUGUUAUCUCACUACUGAAUGAACCCAACACCUUCUCUCCUGCCAAUGUGGAUGCCUCGGUCAUGUACCGCAAAUGGAGGGACAGCAAGGGCAAGGACCGAGAAUACGUAGAAAUCAUCAGGAAACAGGUAUUAGCCACUAAGGCAGAAGCUGAGCGCGAUGGUGUGAAGGUGCCCACCACGCUGGCCGAGUACUGCGUCCGCACACGUGCCCCAGCCCCCGAUGAAGGCUCCGACCUCUUCUAUGACUAUUACUAUGAUGACGACGAUGUGGAGGACGGGGAUGGAGACUGCUGCUACGAUGAGGACGACUCUGGCAAUGAGGAGUCGUGACAUGCUUUUUGACAGCAUCCCCUCGAAUCUAGCUGGCCUAUUGCUAAACCUCCUUUCUGUCUGGGUUUCCAGAAAUUCAAGGUUAACAACCGAGAACACGUUAAGGCUUUCCCAUUCUAAACUCAUAAAAAAGGGGUGUUAUUUUCCUGAGCCCCUAAAGGCUUUUUUUUUUUUCUAAGGUGAAAAUUGAUGCACUGUUGCAGAAGGGUCAGACCUGGUUUAUUUGCACCAGCACAAACGACAUUGAGUUUCUUAAUUUUUCCCAACAAGUUCUUUAUCACCUAAAACCUUCAAAUGUAAGUUGUUCGGUCCCCUGUAUACUCUCUGGUGUUGUGAGGUUAAUACCACUGUUAACAAUAGCAACAUUUGCACUGGUGCAAACACAUCCAACCUUAGCUCAGCGUCUCUUUCAUAUCCUCCCCCCCCCAAUUGUAACUGUGUGUCACUCACAGUAGUUAGUCUCUGUGACUAACAGAAGUUUGAGGACUUUAUGCAGCCUGUUUGUGCUGAACUGCAAACAGGCUGAAACAGACAUUUCCUGCGUUGCUCCUGUCGGACCGGAUGUCAGGACGAUGUUUUCAGUGUUCUUGUGCAUGCCAGAACAUCUUUGGAAGCUUUUCGUCUCUUUUACUGGUGGACUCCUUACCUUCAUCAUGAUCUGGUAAAGACAGACUUCUGUCAUUGGAGAUCUCGGAGAACUUUCUAUCUGGAGGAUCUUCUGGCAAGCUGAGUCAGUGAGUCAACGCCGCGUGUGGACAUUUUUAGGUAACAUGAAAUUGAUCUUUGCUGUGUGUGUGUUUUUUUUUCUUCUUUUAACUGUUGGAUGUGUUUCUCUGUAAUUGAGUGUGGGGUUGUGUUAUUUGAAGUAGCUCAGAUUUAACAGUUGUGUAGGAUGACUAAGUUUUUCAGGGGGAUGGGGUGGAGGCAAAACUAAUUACAGAUCAGUUUCUCCUCAAGUUUUCUCUCCGAGAGGCCUGACGGAGCCAAAGACCUAAAGUUAUGUAAAAGAAAGCCCAAAAUGUUAUGACUUAGUCUUUGUUGGCUCUCUUGCAGCUCUAUUAUUUUAGUCUUAUUUCUUUGGUUUGACAUUACGCCUUGCGUUCUUUGCUUGAGAAUGAUUUAUGUGAUCAGAUUGUUAGGUUUGCUUUGUCCAAAAGCUGUUCCACAGAAGUAUCAGACAGGACUCUCAACAUUUUUGUCAGUGGGGUUUGGAAGGGUUUCAAUGGGAUUUUUAGAGUGCAUGUGUGUCUUCUUUUGUGUAUGCAUAAGCAACUUUGAUUGUUUGAUUUACAGAAAUUGGGACUUCAUGCUGAAUUUCUCAGGAUAAUGAAUUACAUUUGACAAAACAAUGACGUCAAGCAACCAUUUCCCUCCUGUCAGUGGUCUUCAGAGUUGGUUUACAGCUUUAACGGGACCCAUUACUGAUAUGCACAUGUAGCUGUAUGAAUGAUCACUGUAUUGUAUGAUCACCUGUCUUUUACCUAUCUUUAAUUUCUGGCUAUUUAAAUGGAAAAAAAAUAAAGAUUUAUUGGGGAAAAAGA
Molecule: messenger RNA, 2841 nt
Organism: Labrus bergylta (ballan wrasse)
Lineage: Eukaryota; Metazoa; Chordata; Actinopteri; Labriformes; Labridae
Gene: cdc34b
Product: cell division cycle 34 homolog (S. cerevisiae) b
Biological process (GO): ubiquitin-dependent protein catabolic process; protein polyubiquitination
Molecular function (GO): ubiquitin conjugating enzyme activity
Source: RefSeq, a predicted model, not a curated record